AUGACGGAAGGUGUCAAGCAUUUGGAAACUCAAAUUUCAUUGACUAAAGUAAAUAAACAUGAACUACAAUCAUCGACCCAAAAUCGUCCAAAAGUAGCUUCAACGCGAUCCAGCACCUUCAGAAAAGUUCCAUAUACAAUCUUACAUUUAAGGGAAGAAAUCAUUAUAGUCAUUAUAACAAGUUUAUCAGGGAUUUGGUCAACGUUAUCAACAUCAAUUUACUUCCCAGCAUUACCACAAUUAUCAGAUGAUUUUCAACUAUCUCCACAAAUUAUUAAUAUAUCAAUAGUUUCAUAUUUGAUAUUUCAAGGUAUUACACCAACUUUAAUUGGUACAAUAUCAGAUUCAUAUGGAAGAAGACCAAGUAUAUUGAUAUGUUUAUUAAGUUAUUGUUUAAUAUGUAUAGCAAUAAGUUUUGUUAAUGUUUAUUGGGCAAUAGCAGUGUUAAGAUGUUUUCAAGCAGCUGCUAUUGCUCCAAUUAUAUCAGUCACUUCUGCAAUUAUGUCUGAUAUUACUGAAACUAAAAAUAGAGGAAAAUUCAUUGGAGCAAAUAUUGGAUUACAACUUGUUGGUCAAGCUUUUGGUUCUUUAAUUGGAUCAUUAUUACUUGCGAGUUUUGAUACUUGGAGAGUUUUAUUUCUAUUUUUAGCAAUUGGAAGUGGUUGUGUGAUGAUUGUUGUAUUGAUAGUUUUACCAGAAACUAAUAGAAAAUUAGUUGGAAAUUUAUCAGUCAAACCAACAAAUUUAUUGAGUAAAGCUCCAAUAAUUUACAUUCCUUAUUUUCAAAGCAGAUUAAACAAUGCAAAUGAGACUAUUCAAGAACGAACACCUGUAAACUAUUUGGACCCCUUCAAAAUUUUAUUUCAACCAAUGAUCUUCAUGAGUAUGUUGGCAAGCGGAUUCCAAUUUACUGCAUUCACAAUGUGUUUGACUUCUAUGUCUACUUCAUUACAAAUUGAUUAUGGAUUUUCAAUCAUUAAAGUUGGAUUAUGUUAUUUAGCUCCUGGAUUGGGAACAUUAUUAGGUUCAAUAAUAACGGGAAGAAUAAUCGAUUUACUUUAUGGACGUCAAAAAAAUAGACAUACAAUUAAAUAUUGUCAUUUAUCAAAAGAAGAAAGACCAGAAUUUAAUAUUAUAGAAAGUAGAUUUCAAACAUCAAUAUAUACAACCCUUUUGAUAAUAUUGUUCUUAAUAGUGUUUGGAUGGUGUCUACAAUUUCAAGUUCACAUUGCUCCCAUCUUGAUAUCCACAUUUUUAAUCUCGAUAGGAACAGUCUCAUUCAUGAGUUGUAUGAAUACUUUAUUAUUAGAUUUGUUUCCCGAUAAAGGGUCAUCGGCCACUGCUUGUUUGAAUAUCGUAAGAUGUUUACUUGCUGCUGCUGGAAUUGGUGCUUUACAGAGCUUGGUUGAUAGAAUUGGAAUUGGUGGUACUUACACAUUAAUGUCCAGCUUUGUACUAGCAUCAUUUAUAGUGCUAUUGGCAGUCAAAAGAUACAUACAGAAUCAAACUUAA
Molecule: messenger RNA, 1512 nt
Organism: Lodderomyces pseudojiufengensis
Lineage: Eukaryota; Fungi; Ascomycota; Pichiomycetes; Serinales; Debaryomycetaceae
Product: QDR2
Exons: 1
Coding region: 1-1512 (503 amino acids)
Biological process (GO): transmembrane transport
Molecular function (GO): transmembrane transporter activity
Source: RefSeq, a predicted model, not a curated record